Molecule: messenger RNA, 669 nt
Organism: Rotaria sp. Silwood2
Lineage: Eukaryota; Metazoa; Rotifera; Eurotatoria; Philodinida; Philodinidae
Source: the annotation of a GenBank genome assembly
AUGUUGUCAAAUAAGAGUCGAGAUCGUCCGGAUGAUGAUUAUGAUCGAGAUCUUCAUUCUUCCAAACGUGCUCGUACAAGUCGUAUUGAUGAAAUUUCAUCGGAUUAUUCUCAACGUCGUGCAUGUUCUUCAACUAGAAUAAUCAAUGAAAAAGCAUCUCGUAAUGGACAAAUUGAAAAUGGUUCUUAUGAUGUUGUACCAAAAGCUCCAUCUGAAAAUGGAAUUGAUACGAAAAAACGUUCAUAUUCAGUUACUCGUCCAACAAUUCGUUCAGCUGUACCUAAUUCACAAUUAACAACAAUUAUUAAACGACCAUCACAAUCAGGACGUGCUGAUCAACAAAUUGAAUUAUAUACAAAUCAUUUUCGAAUAAAUUUUUCAAAACAAUCAAAUGAAAUAAUCUUAUAUCAAUUUGAUGUUGAUGUUGAAUUAUUAAUUCGUGAUGGUUCAUGGCGUUCAUGUAAAAAAGAUGAACGUUUACAAGUCGUUAAAAAAAUUCUUGAACAAGAACAUUUUCCACUUGUUUGGUAUGAUGAAGGAAAAAAUUUAUAUUCUAUUGAAAAUUUAAUGUUAAAUUUAAGAAAAAAAGAAUAUCAAUAUGAAAUAAAUGAUAAAAAUACUGGACAAACAAAUAGUUUUCGUUUUUUAAUUCUUAAUCUUNCGAUGUGA